Molecule: messenger RNA, 1509 nt
Organism: Prorocentrum cordatum
Lineage: Eukaryota; Dinophyceae; Prorocentrales; Prorocentraceae
Source: the annotation of a GenBank genome assembly
CGAUGACGAUGACCGUCAUCGUCAUUGUCAUCGUCAUUGUCAUCGUCAUCGUCAUCGUCAUCGUCAUCGUCCUCGAGGCAGUGACGCUCGUUGCAUUUUUUCCGCGACGCCUUUGGGGGAGCAAUUUUGGCCUGAGGCGGCCGUUCGGGGCGUUUCUGGUGUUCCCCGCAGGCCCUGGACGAGGCGCCACUGCUGGGAAGCACGCGCCUGGGCCCGGGAACACCCAAGGAACAUCACCCUUCCGGGAAACUGCACCUGGUACGGUGGGAAUACGACGCGCUUCGCGCGCUACUGCAUCGACCUGGAGGUCUUCGACCCCGACGUCCAGUGGGGGCAGUUUGCGGAGGACAUCCGCGCCUCCUGGCCGGUGCUGGCCGCCGCCCCCGCCGUCGCCCUCGUGCUCGGCUUCCUGUUCCUCGGCUUCGUCCACCGCUGCGGCGCCUCCUGCUUCUGGGCGACCCUGCUGAUCACGACCCUCGUGCCACUCGGCGCGGGCAUAGCGAUCUACCAGCAGGCCGACUCCAGGGGCGGCGCCAGCAUGCCGGGGCUCAGCAAGGUCAGCCCGUCCAACUUGAAGCUGGCCGCGUACACCCUGUGGGCGCUGUCGGGCGCUAUGCUUCUGAUCAUGUGCUGUUUCGUUAGCGCGAUCAAGAACGUGGUUGCCGUGAUGCGGGCCACUUCCCAGUUCCUGAAGGAUGUGCCGUCGCAGAUGCUGCAGCCUGUGCUUGUCGGCGUGGCGCAGUUCGUUGUCUUCGUUGGCUGGCUAGUGAUCUUCGUCGGAGUGGCAUCCAUCGGAGCGGAAGAAGGGGACAUGAAGAAGUGCCUCGAACUCGGCGACGUGUACUGCUUGGAGUGGUCCACGAACACUCACGUCGGCGGGCUGAUCUUCCUGUCCUUCAUGCUCUACUGGUCCCUGAACUUCCUGCACGCGCUCAGCCACUUCGGCACCAGCAGCGCAGUGGUCGCGUGGUACUUUACCCCGGUUGACGUCCUCACAGGUCGCAAGCUGCCCGCCGGGGGCGGCCAUGCCUUCUGCGACUGCCGCCUGACCGUCCGAAGCUUCUGCCGCGGGCUGGUGUGCCACCCAGGCUCGCUGGCGUUCGGCGCCUUCGCGAUCUCGUUGGCCCAGUGCGGAAGGCUGCUCAUGUGGUGGGCCAGCAAGGACAGCGAGUCGAACCCGCAGAACCCGCUGGCGAGGUGCGUGAGGCAGUGCGUGAACUGCAUCGCGGACUGCUUCGCGCGCUUCAUCGAGUUCGUGUCCGAGCACGCCUACGCGGAGGUUGCCCUCCGAGGCGAGGGCUUCUGCUCCUCGGCGAAGGCGUCCGCCGCGGCCGCCUGCCUGAAGCCCGCGCUCUUCGCCCUGGUGGGCCGCGUCGCCCUCGCGGUGCGGCUGCUCGGAGUGCUCUCCGUCGUCGCAGGUCAUGCUGCACCCGUUCAGCGCCGCCGCGCGCGCCUCCCUCCACUGCCUGGUCCUCGAUGAGAGCCGCUCUUGCGACAUGGGCCUGCCGG